This is a messenger RNA of Rhizophagus irregularis DAOM 181602=DAOM 197198, 835 nucleotides long. RefSeq lists its product as uncharacterized. NCBI's taxonomy places the organism in Eukaryota, Fungi, Glomeromycota, Glomeromycetes, Glomerales, Glomeraceae. The record is from RefSeq and is a predicted model, not a curated record.
AUAAUAAAAUACUUUAUCACGUCUUUUUUUCCUUUUAAAUUUUUAAAUCAAAAAAAAAAAUGAAAUAUCAUACAUUAUUAUUUUUAGUUCUCUUAUACCUUAUUGCCGUUUCGUCAGCUGCUCCAAAUGGUAGUAAAUUAUUACCCAGAGCAUUUGAAAAACGAAAUCAAUGUAGUUGCAGAUUCGUGGUCGCAGAUUUCAAUCAUGGUUCAAGUAGGGGUAUCGUGACCUUUGCUCAAGACGAAAGAGGUGAUACCGAAGUCGCAGGAAUUUUCAGCAAGGGUUUCGAUGAUGAGCACGCAAGUUAUGGACUUAAAAUUGUUGACGAAUGCCGUAAUGUCCUCUUUGAUCUUACGGAUGGGUUAAAUAUAACACCAGACGGUUCUGGUGGUACCAAAUCUUUUAGGCAUAAAUUUAGUGAAUUUAGUGUUGACUGCGACAGCAAUGGUAUUCUUACCAAAAAAAUUCAUAAUUCCAAACGUACUUGUCAUAGCAAUAAAAUUAGGAAACGUCUUCCUAAUGAAGCGAUGACUACUCAGAAUGGUCAAGGCAUGGAUUAUACAGGGAUCUUUUAAAUGAUACUGCAUAUUACAUUUUUUUUUAAAUUUCAAAAAAAUAUAUUAGUUAAUAUUAGUUAUAUUUUCAGCACAACGUGCAGGUAAUCAAAUAGGUUGUUCGACCCCAUAAUAGAUUAUUCGAGAUUUCAUUUAAUUCUUUGAUUUUUUGUAAAACGUCAUUUUUUUUUUUGGUCGCAAAACAAAAAUGCGAGGCGUUUUUUUUUUGUAAAAUUAUUUUUGUAAUUUUGUAUCUUUUUUUUAAAUAACAUAAUAAAUUA